Molecule: messenger RNA, 3894 nt
Organism: Pungitius pungitius (ninespine stickleback)
Lineage: Eukaryota; Metazoa; Chordata; Actinopteri; Perciformes; Gasterosteidae
Gene: cfap70
Product: cilia and flagella associated protein 70
Exons: 25
Coding region: 188-3490 (1100 amino acids)
Biological process (GO): cilium assembly; cilium movement
Cellular component (GO): motile cilium; extracellular exosome
Molecular function (GO): protein binding
Source: RefSeq, a predicted model, not a curated record
GUCUCAUCGUCUAUGUUUUAUUUUAUUUACUUUUUGUGUUGGACGGUUGUUGCUGGUCUCUCGGUAAAUAUCCGAUUCCACUUGAACGCACCACAGCGUGUAGCGCUGUUGCCGUGGAAACGGGACUCCCGGUAUCCAACGCUAAGUUUAAUAAAACAGUUCUGACACGAGUCUGACAUUGAACAUAAUGGACACUGCAGAGAGUAUCGAAGAAACAAACUAUACAACUAUCGAAGUAACUGUCGUGCGUGGAAAUUACCUGCCGAGCUCGUUAAAUCAGGCGAAGAAGACCGGCGUCUUCCAGAGUUCAGUGCAGGUGGAGGUGGACGGAAAUGUGCUGGGAGAGUCGGAGAGGAAGGAGGUGGAGCAGGUGGCGCAGCGCGUGGACUAUAACUUCACCUGCGGCCUCCUCUGCCGUGGUGACGCGGAGGCGCUCAGCGAGCUCCUCAGCAAACCCCUGAUCCUGACGGUGAGGGAGUUCCUGCCCGAGGAGAAGAAAGCUGUGGCGAGGACGUCGGUGGUGGGCCAAGCUGUGGUCGACCUGCAGCCGCUGCUACAAGGUCAGUGCAGCUUCUCGGUCAAAGUCCCAGUGAAUCCAGUGAUCGCCUCCUCGGCCAAAAACACCACCCCGCAGCCCACCCUGUGCGUGCGUGUCAGUGUGACGGAUCCGUUGCUCUCGGAGGCCGAGCUGUCAUCCUCCAACCUGCUGAGGGUAACCGUGGAGACGGCCUUCUCCAUCCCCGAGUCGUGGUCCUUGGAGUCAGGCUCCACUCCCUGCAAAUACUCUGCUGCUCUGGAGGUCCCGCUCACUGCACAGAAGGAUCAGGUGCUGCUGUUCUGUGAGGGGCAGCUGAAGGCCGGCGGGCAGAGGGAGCCAAAUGGUCGACAGAAGAAGAGGCCCCAUCAGGCGCUGCUGGUCCCGGCGAACCACUUCCUGCCCGCUGCCUUCCUCCAGGUACAGCCCGGGGAGGAGGAGGACGGCGAGCUGACGGGGGCCGAGGACCAGGCGUUUCGCAAAACUACCGAGAUCACAAAGAACAGGGUGAGCUGGGACACGGAGAUGCCCUGCUUCCUGGACGCGGGAGGAACCAGCAGGCUGCGGCAGAAGAUCACAGAGAGCCGACUGUGGCCCCUGGAGAUAAUGAGGCUGACAAAGGCAGCAGAAACCAAGAUGCUAGCUGAGGGGAACCUGGAGAUCCCCUUCCACGGUGUGGCGUUUGUGGACAUGGGGCGGCUUCUGUUCCCUGGAGUCCGCCGCAUCCGAGGAGCCUACAGCAUCCAAACCUUCUCCGAGGCUGAGUUGCUGAAAAAGGCCAAGCGGAGUGUCAGUGUGCUAAAGGAGCACGUCAAGUUGGCAGCCAACCAGGUCAAAGGUCGUACCGGCUCAGCCGCGGGCUCCCACAAGGCGAGGGCGCGCGGAGCGAAGGAGUCCAAAGAGCCGGCCAAAAAGCAGCACCCUGGCAGUCAGAGCAGAAUUGCUGCAGCUGACGUGGGGGCCAACGGGGGGGCCGAAAGUGAGCUGCACCUCAAUUUGGAGGCAAAUAUGUAUGCCGAGGCCAGAACUUAUAUUAUCAUUGAGAUAACCUUGGAGAAACCGCUUGUAUCCAAAACCCCCGCAGAGGAGCUGUCCAGUAGGGUGAGGGCGUUGAUCCCUCCCAAACCUCCACACCCAGCGGGUCCCAGCAGAGCAGAAAGAGCCGUGCUGGACUUCCACAGGCAGGUGGGCAACGUGGUGACCCAUGUCUCGGACCAGUACGGGGAAUUGUUGGCGGCCGGGUGCGAGCCGUCGGAAAACCUCAGCCGGGAGCAGAUGUACGUUGAGCUGAUGGGAUCGCUCAACGACUCCGGGAGAUACUGCGCCUUCAAGGAGCAGAUGAAGCAUUCGGUGGUGAGGAUCGUACGUGACAAAAUGCAGCGGACGCAGCCCAUCGAUGACCCUCAGGAGCUCAGACGCUUUGUCAGCAAGCUCUAUGUCUACCUGGUGGACGAGAUGCACGUAGCUCACAACAAGAUCUACUCACAUGACGUUGUUGAUGACUCACCGGAUGAGAUCCAGUUGAGUUCUUCUCAGCUCAGACAUUUUGCCAGAGAGGCUCAGCUCAUUGGAGAUCAUCAGAAGGCUGUGGAGCACUACCAAGAGUUGGUGGUGAGGGAGCCGACUGACGCCUCCCACAAGUUUGAGUGGGGGGGACUUUACAUGCUGACCGGAGACUACAUGAAGGCCAGAGAGUGCUUCCAUGACGCCGUGUCCGUCCAGCAGGCACACAGGCCCAGCCUGAUGAUGUGCGGCGUCUUGGCGGCGAUGUUUGAGGGUCACGAGGAGGCCCGGACCUUCCUGGAGAGAGCCGCCAGCAUAGAGCCGCCCAGCGUGGUGGCCUGGACGCUGCUGGGUUUGCACCACGAGAUCCAGAGCGAAUCCAUCCUGGCAGAGAGCGCUUUCCUGGAGGCCAGAAGGCAGCUGAGGGCGAACGAAGGAAAGAAGCAAACACAGAGCGGGAAGGAGGUGGAGGAGGAGUCGGAGGCGGAAAAAGAGACGAAGGAGACAAAUGAGGAGGAGGCGGAGAAAGGGACUAAGGAGGCAAAUGAGGAGGAGGAGGAGGCGGAGAAAGGGACUAAGGAGGCAAAUGAGGAGGAGGAGGAUGAGGAGAAAGACACAGCUGCAUGUCCGUCUCCCAGCGAUAAGGAAGACCCACAGUGCAGAGACCAGGACCAGGACCAGGACCAGGACUCGGAGGUGCAAGGAAAGCCUCCAGUGAACGUGAGCGCCAGCUCCAUAUCAGCUCCAGCUAAACCCUCCUCCACCAUUUACACCGAGGCGGCUCAGUUCCUGCUGCAGAACUCUGCUCUGCAGAUGGCGGAGCGCGCUCUGUCCCUGGAGCUGCUGUCCGACGCCGGCCCCAGCGUCUCCUACCCUCUCCUCCUGGCCCGGCUGCAGCUGCUCCGAGCGGACUACCGCGGCGCCGCCAACAGCCUCCGGGAGGCGUUGUUCACCAGCGACGCGUGGGCGCUGAACGGUCACUGCCAAUUCCUGCUCGGGGCCUUCACUGACGCCCGGAGGAGCUACGAGUGGAGCCUGAACUUCCCGCAGCCGCCAUCAGACUGUGACUUGGUCCUCCUGCGCCUGGGAUCCAUCUACCUCCAGCAGGAGAAGUAUGAGCAAGCCAAAGGCGUGUACCUGCGGGCUUGUGAGGAGUCUCCGUCCUGCCUCACAUGGCUGGGCCUGGGCACCGCCUGUUACCGGCUGGAGGAGCUGUGUGCUGCUGAGGAAGCUCUGACUGAGGCCAACCACCGGAACUGGCAGAACGCAGAGGUGUGGGCUUACCUGUCUCUGGUCUGCCUCAGGUCGGGCAGACGAGAGGAAGCGGAGCAGUUCCACAAACAUGCAAAAAGGUUCGACCUGCAGGAGGAGCCGUUGCUCAAAGAGUUCUCCGAGCUGAAGGAGAAGCUCCGCUUCACUCCGCUGGCGUCCUGCUUUGGGAACAGCUCGUGAAGUACAUUUCAUACAAAACACACAAAACACGUUUUUAUUGUAUUUUUAAGCAUGUAACACGGUCAGAUUUUCCAGUUCUAGUAACUGUAAUCAAGUCAAACAAUGUUCAGCAUUACAGACAAACUCAAAGCAACGCAAAUAGUCACAAAUGUGUACAAAACAACUGCAAUAUUCUUUUUUUUAAAUGUACCGCAUGAGGAAGAGAAAAGGUAAAAGGGCAAGUGGUAUCACAGAAUAUUAGAAACCGUCCCACGCCGCUUUCACCUGCAGAGACCUCGUAGUGCUAAAACGUCUCAGCAGAUUUUGGCACAAUCCUUCCUGCGCUGGAAAGGAAAUGUUCUGUUCAACGUGUCCCGUCAAAUGUAUUUAUAAUGCAUAUUUGACAUUAAAUGUCCUAUUUUAAA